AUGGCAAAUACAGCUACAGCUGCAGCAGACGAGAGACCUUCUUUUACCGAGUUUCUCAAAAAGACUAAGCAAAAGGUCGCUGGAACGCCAUGUGAAGGCCCCGACUGUCCCACGUCCCAGCGGAGGGGGAGGAAGAGUAGAGGCAGCGUUGGGAUGAGCAGCGAGUCACCCGAAAACAGUAGUGAAACUUCACCCCAGAAAUCUCGCAAGUCUCUUACCGCAACUGAGAAAGCAAAGCUGCGCCGGACCCAGGUCCGACGGGCUCAGAUCCAGCAUCGCCAACGCAAAGCAGAAUAUCAGAAACAACUCGAGCUCGACAUCACUCACUUCCGUGAACUUAUCGCCUUAACGGAAUUUGAGUCUGAACAACUCAAAAAGGACAAUGACUCUAUCAAAGAACUAUUGACGAAUAAAGGCGUCACUAUCCCAAGAUGCAAGUCUGGUACCUGCUCUAUACGUCCCCGUCUCACGAAGGAGUUGGUUGCUGGCGACAAUGAUGCUUGGGUCGAUGACACGCUGGGCGUCAAGUUGAGGGCCGAGGAUCCUACUUUUCAAGAAUUCGAUCAAGAUGGCGGAGAGAUAUUUGCCGAUAUCAACGUCGACGACAUUAUUGUUACUCUAAAGAAGGAUGAAUCGAUGGAGACGCCAGCUUUCAGUAUCCGAUCAAACGAGUCAAGCAGCAACGCUACUAGUUCGCCACCACCCUUACCCGAUCUUAACCUGACUCCUGAUGAGGAGCAAAAGGCUGUCAACUUUAUUCUCUCACUUGAACAUAUCUGUUGGGAUCACUUCUUCGUUGGCGAUUUCCCAUCCCACUCUCACCUCUCCAACGACGAACCCAAAGGCCAUUGCCUCAUGGCGUCUUCACUCUGCAUGGCUAACGCACCUUUGGAUGUAUUUGGUGACCGCAAGCUAGUCUCUUCAGCAUCAUCUUGCCACAAUCGUCGUUCUCUCGGAUUGGAUCCUUACGUACCUCCCGUGCACCUGGAGUGGCCAUCUCCCCGAAUAUCAUUAUCCUCCCUUUAUGGUCUAGCACAGAGUCUCAACCCCGGCGACUUGGAGAUCACACCUGUACAAGCCUGGUUCGAGCUAGCGUCACGCUUCGACAAGAGUCUUUUGCUGGAAAGGCUAGACUUACUAGGCACAGAACUUGUUGGCGUAUCCAAGUGUCUGGAGUUCGGGGCUGUUAUGGAGAAAGACGCUUUCGAGAGUGUUGUUGCGAGGGUGUACGGAGGCACUCUUGAAGAAGCCAUGGCUGCCGCUGCGAUUAUUGAUCCACACCUCGGCAGUGUUUGCGAUAUUUCUCGCAUGAGGAAUUUCCAGGCUAACCUUCUCACGAACCAACUAGGAUUCGUGGGAUAUGCUCAGAGCUGA
Molecule: messenger RNA, 1374 nt
Organism: Fusarium subglutinans
Lineage: Eukaryota; Fungi; Ascomycota; Sordariomycetes; Hypocreales; Nectriaceae
Product: alanine racemase
Exons: 3
Coding region: 1-1374 (457 amino acids)
Cellular component (GO): RNA polymerase II transcription regulator complex
Molecular function (GO): DNA-binding transcription activator activity, RNA polymerase II-specific; transcription cis-regulatory region binding
Source: RefSeq, a predicted model, not a curated record